Messenger RNA from Paramuricea clavata, 7727 nucleotides. The record is from the annotation of a GenBank genome assembly. Lineage: Eukaryota; Metazoa; Cnidaria; Anthozoa; Malacalcyonacea; Plexauridae.
AUGUACAGUAUACAGUACUAUGGGAAGUUUUUCAAUUAUCACCAUGUUACAACAAUUGGUAUAUUGGUUGUCUUGACCGCACUGAUCACAUGUUGUGAUGCAUGUCCUUCACGACGAACUCCUCCACGAACGCGUCCAAUUAAAAAAGGUAAGGACUACUGGAGAAUGUGUCAUUAAAUAUUGGACUGUUCCUGGCAACAAUUUUCAACAGGAAAUUUUAUUCCAUUAUAACCUUAAGAGUCAAGAUCGAUAUGCAGAGGUGGAAAAAUAAUUAUCUUAGCUAGACAGCCUAAAGAUAAAACAAUUCCUGUAGAGUAUGUUAGUGUUAAAUCUAGCCAUAGGUUAAUUUCCUGCAGCUGUAAAAAAUUUGCGUGCUCAUACCUUUUCUCACCCCUGUCGAUAAGUUUCUGUUUGUUGUAGUAUUGUAGACAGUCAGUCUAAAUUUAGUCUACUUUGCAUUUGCUUUCUUUUUUCAAUAUACACUUUACAGUACAUUGCAUGUACUAUUUACAAUAGGAGCGGCAGUGUUGUAUCGGUUAUACAAACAAUUCUUCAACUAUACUUUUCUUUCUUCAUGAAUUAUUCACGAGUUUCACAAGAUAUGAUACAAAUAGAAAUGUUUGCUGCUUUACGUGAGAGAAUUCUGAGAAUACAUAAUGUAAAAUCGCAAUAAAGAUUUUGCAAUAUAAAAUUAAUCUCCAUUUUUAUAUAAUAUAUAUAUAUAUAUAUAUAUAUAUAUAUACACCAUUACUAUAUUAUAGGCUGUAUCUUUUGUUAUUAUAUGAUAUCGUUGAACAAAAAACAACAGGUUGCAUGUGAAUUCUUUUGCAGAACCUGGAACUUCAGCAUCACCAACUGUUAAUAGUUCUCCAUCUGGGAGUGCAUCUAGUACUGGUGAGAAUGAGCCGCCAGAGAAUAAUACUUUGUGUUUUUCAACGACAAUUGGAAACCUCACAAACAACACUAUCAAAACAAAUCUGGAAAAAAUAGGUAAGAUAAUAGUAAUACAGAAUACAAUUAUCCUAAUUCUAUAACCUGUUUACUAUCCUAUUGGCUGAGGGCAAAGAUGAUUUCUGGUGUACUGAGCGAAGGUAAAGAGCCAGGUUUACGAAUUGCGAGAUUAAUUCUAUUACCUGUUUACAAUAUCCUAUUGGCUGCAUGACGGCAAAGAUGAUUUCCGGCGUACGAAGCGAAGGUAAAGAGCCAAGCUUACAAUACGAGUUGCCUCAGUUGCGAGAAUCGAUAUUAGAGUGCAAGUUGUCAUGACAUGCAGGUAGCAAUAGAAGGCAGGAGAAACAACGUAUUACCUCAAAGGUUGGGAAAGAAAAAUGUUUGAAUUAGCAAUUAAUCAUGCAUUUUACUUUCAAGAAAAAAUUUUGUUUCAGCACAAGGGAAACUUCAAAAUUCCUUUCCAAAUUGGGCUCCCGAAUAUUGAUAAAGCCCAGGUCACACUACACAACGAUACGAUAACUUGUAAACACGCGAUGAUUCGUCGAAAAAUUGUGUUGGUGUCCACACUACGACGAAAAUGAUAAAAUUCUUGUUUUUAAUGUCUAUAACGAUUUUAAAAUCGCUCACCCGAGCGAUGUUUUUUCAGUCGGACAAUAAUGAUAAAUUUUUUGGCCAAUCAGCGCGCGUAUACAAGUUAUCGUAUCGUUAUCGUGUGUAGUGUGGCCGGGCCUUAAUGCAUAGUGUAAUCGGCCGCGCGGCGUGAAAGUUAAAUGUGAGUUGUAUUUCCGGGAUAUCACUGAGGGUCGAAAUAUUUGAUUUUUUUUAUCGGGGAAACAUUCCAUCAAAUCUCCCCCCCCACCCCGAAUAUAUAACCCCGUAUCCCAUGCAUUGUACUAAUAUACUCUUUCGAAAGAAACACCUGCUACUUGAAUGUACUCAUGGAAAAGCACAUGCACUUAGUUUCAUACUCUGCUUUUAUACCCUUACACCCUCCCAACGACAGAGUCUUUGCUAUAUACGUAGUGCCGCCCAGAGGGGGGGGGGGCAAAGGGGGCAAUUUGCCCCGGGCCCCGAGUUGCUGGGGGCCCCUGAAAAAUUUUUGUAGGGGCCCCGCCUUUUUUGUGUGUUAAAUAUUUCCCCGCAAAGGACAAGAUAUCUGUUUUCUUGGGCUAAGUACCGAAUUUUGGCCUAAAAAAUGAGAUAAAGUCACUUGAAAGCGUUUGCAACGUACGCGUCCGGCAAAAUUUUGCGUCCGAAAAAUUUUUUUUACCUCUAAAAUGGUACACUGACCGAAAAAUUUUUGGCGCCGGGGGGGUGGGGGGGGGGAGGUUGCCAAAAUAAUAUCCGGAAAAAAUUUUUCCGGAAAAAUUAUUUUAGGUAGGGCCCCCUAAAAAAAAUUUGCCCCGGGCCCCCGCCAACCUCUGGGCGGCCCUGUAUAUACGUUCCUGAUAAGGAUAGAUGUUGUUUUGCAAAAUCUUAGAUACUUUUUCUUUUGUUUCGUUUUAGCCGCCUCUGGUACUCUAAGUAGAUUGUUUACUAACAAUAUGGAUGAACAAAAUGUGUUCCUAAAAGGGAUGAAACCAAAUGAUACUAGUUGUUCAAAUAUUCAAGGAUAUAUGAUUGAAAUAACACUUCGGACUAAUAAGACGUAUCACCAUGCCAUAAAACAGCUGAAUCAAAGCUCAGCCAAGAAAAGUUGUGAGCGUGCUCGAAACUGCCGGCCAGUCUCAGCAGGUAUGUUCAUGGCAAUUUUACUCUAAUUUUUCUAUAAAACUUGAACUAGAGCCUUAAUUAAUGCCCAAACCUCAGUACACUUGCAUAAAAUUCCCAAUCUCAAUAAUUCUACUACAAGGUUAUAUAUAUAAAGUUAUAUGUUUUUCGCCCCCUUUCAUUGAGUCAUUGUCAUUUAACGUUGUUCCACUUAUUGUACUUCUCAGACUCCAUACAUUGCUUCAUUCAUAUAGUACUCAACCUAAUUACAACUGAACCAAAUACUACGGAAGCAACCUCCAUUCCAACAAAAGAAAACACACGGAAGCAGACUACCAAAGGACAAGGUGAAGGAACUAAUGCCGCGGGAAAGUCAGAUAAUGAUGGAGUCUCAUUUACUACUAUCGUUAUUCCUCUUACACUGGUGGUAACGCUGGUAAUUGUUAUAAUCGUCUUGGUAUUUUGGUGUAAACGAAGAUCUACGAGUAAGUUAUCAUUCACUUUUUAUGGAGGGCCAGUGUAAGUCUUCCGAGUGGUCACCAUAAGUUUUCGAGUGAGAAAAAAACAUUGCAUAAUUAGUACAGUAUAUCAUGUGAACUAUUACAGUAUUCAAUUCAAAACAUGCGGACUUGAAUUUUCUGUCCGUAAAAAGGUUUCCUUUGUUAUAAUGUCAAUUUUAGAGGUUGCACUGAUUACAAGCCCUGGCGUGAAGUAUUUUAAUAAAUGUUUCGUCACGUGGAGUGAAUAUAAGGCAUUUGUAUAUAGUUAAUGUUUCGCACAAUGGCAUAAAGCUUUUAUGCAUGUGAAGUUUUCAAAUAAUUGGUUCGAUCUCUUUUUUAUAGAAAAAGGUUACAAAGACGAGCAAACGUAAGUUAAUAUCAAAGACGAACAUUAUUACAUCCGAACAUUAUUACACUUCAAAGGAAAGGUUCGCCGACCGUUUUUGUGUAUUUCGACAAAUAAAUAUUAAAACAAUUAUUUAAUUCGGUUCUCGCACGAUUUGAGGAAUUAUUAAGGCCUCGGUUUGUGUUAUCUGCCUCAGCCUUCUGCUUCGGCAGAUAACACAAACCUCGGCCUUAAUAAUUCCUCAUAUUUUGCUCGACCUCAUUCAAUAAUUGUUUAAUGUUGAAAAUGCUAAUAUCAUGCAUUAAAAUGACAAUACUGAAAGUAAAUACAUGCACACUAAAAUAUUAAAAACGGGUUAACAACAUACGUACUGUUAGAAUUUUGAGACCCAUUGGCGUUGUCAACGACAACUUUAUACAGUUCUUCAAAGCUAAUACUCUUUUAUAUAAUUACUAUGGUCUAAUUGCGUAUGGUAUGGCGUAGACUAUGUUAUAUGCUGCGUGUUAUAUUUUUAUUUUGUAUGUAUUAUUAUUAAUAUCGCAUCCUUUCUGGAAUAUAUUACAGGCAAAAUUCAGUUGACCAUGUGACUGGACCAGUCAAUGGUGAUGUGUACACUGUAGUUAACCCAAGCGCUGAAAAAAAGAAAAAUGGAAAGGUAUGAUAUGUAAUAAAUUUCAUUAGAUGUUAAGUAAAACAUGUUUGUUUUUUCAGGGUUGCAUGUUGUAAGUUUCAGAUAAAGUCUUUAAUCUGAUGAUAUUCUAUAUGUUUAUCUAUAUGAUGGACUAUUUAUUUGGGCUAGACUAAAAUGCGUGAAUUCGAAAAAUUGGCCGGAGUUGGCUGUCUUACUUUGUAAAUAUACUAAUUUUAAAAGUAUUUUAUGCUACAGAUGUGUUAUUAUAUAAACAUGGCCGCCAACGGAACAUGACAAUCAAUGUAAACUUAUUUUAAAAAUUGUUACCUCACAAGAAUUAUUGCAUGAGAUUUUGUAGCGAAAUAUAUACCCAUGUCCAUGAUGAUAAAAAUGUCAACAUGUCCAUGCAUGGUGUUCUAGCCCGUGACGGUAAAUACAAACAACGCAUAUUCUAUAAACUAGGGUGACAAUAAUGAUUUGGUUUAUACUGAGAUGUCACAUAUGAAGUCUGGAAAAAGUGUAAACGAACAUCCUGCAGAGUCAGAUCAAACAGAGUACGCCGAUAUUACCCACAUUCUUAGAGCUGGUGAAACCACGUAUGGAAAUGUUACACCACAGAAUGAUGAAAAAGAAGCUUAUGCCAACGUCGUUACGCUGCAGUAAUUAUUUUGUAAGUUAAUUCCAAAAGUAUUAAGACCGUACAACGCUUGUACUAUGUAUUAAGUAUGGUGCUGAUUUAGGCAGCGUUUACACUGUACCGUUUUCGUAGCGUUCUCGUAUUGUUCUUAAUCCUCAAGGGAAGGCAAGACAAUAGUCUAGUUCUCUCGAACAAUACGAGAACGCUACGAAAACGGUACAGUGUAAACGCUGCCUAAGGUGGCUACCUACUGUUUUUGAUAAGUGCAUGACAAGCAUUAAUAGUUGUUGAAAAGUAAAAGUAUCCGAUUUGUUGAAGAACAAUAUCUGUACUCGUGAAACUCAUUAAUAAUUCAUGACGAAAACACAAACUAAAUCAUGACCGUGAAGGAGUUUGUAUAUGUGAUAUACACAUUACAUGUCAUGUGAUUUACAUAAACUUUUUAAAGUUUAAUUUUCUCACCAAAGAUCAUUAAUUUGAUUUUAAAUUGUUUUUGUUUGUGGAAACACCACGUAAAUUUAUUACUGCAAAGCUUUCGAUCCGUAAGCCCGGAUCUUCAUCAGUGCUAAUAAUAUGUGCAGCAAUAAAUUUACGUGGUGUUUCCACAAACAAAAACAAUUAUAUUUUAUCGCCAUGCAAACAUUCAAAGAACUGAUUUUAAAUUGUUGAAGAAUACGAAUGUUAAUCUCAUCAUGAUCAAGACGUUUCACAAGCCGUUUUUCGGCAAGACUAUAUAUAGUACAUAUUUAUAGCACAUAGAUAUAGUACAUAUUUAUAGCUUAAUAAUAUACAUAAAGAUAUUACUCGACUGUGAUUGGUUGAUUUCAGUGUAGUUAAUCCCAAACAGCAGUGCAAUUUUCUGUAAUCACAGUGCAAUUUUCUGUAAUCACAGUGCAAUUUUCUGUAAUCACAGUGCAAUUUUCUGUAAUAACAGUGCAAAAAUCUAUAACAAACUCAUCUGAUUGGUGGAAAAACAUUGUGAUGAUUAAAUCAACCAAUCAGUUUAAAGCAAUAUAGUUUAAAGAAGUAACGGUCACAGAUUGCUUCAAAACAAAACAAACAUGGCGCCGCGCUACAUAAAGUAAAAGUCGCCUUCGCGUGGAAAAUAUGGCUUUUAUCUAAUUCAUUUUUAAAUGGAAAAGCAUUUAUACCUUAAACAACACUAACAAAAAUUACAUAGUUGAGUGGAAUUUUCAAGAUGUUAGUGUUGUAUAAUGUGAUAUAACAAAGCCAGGAAAACUUUGCAGGUGGAAUGUUCGCUAUAAACGCGUAAGUUAAAACUACAAUUGUCUCGAACAUUUUUAUGUAAAUUAUUAAUAAGUAAUAUAUAGCUUUACAACAAUGAUGUUUCAUUCUUUUGUAAUUUAAUCUCUUUUGUAAUUUUAUUAAAAAUACUUUAUUCAUUAUGAGAUUUACAAAGGUUUAUUGCUGCCGAGCUCACGGGUGGUGACAUAUCAGGGAAACGCGUAUGCUAAUGAUUUUUAUACUGUACUUCAAAGUCAAACAACGUGUCUAUGACAUUCACUUUUUGAUUGGGAGAUUGAUUGAAGUUUUAACCUUUCAUUUUAUACAGUUCAGUAACUUCAGUGGGCUAUAAUAAUAUUGCUUGAUUCAUAGUUUAGAUUCUGUUUUCUAUUUAUCAGUCUCGUGUGAAAAAUUCUAUGGGCAUGGUCGAUUCCCUGUGUGUGAUAUUUGGUUAACAAUGCAUAUCAACAUAUAUUGUUUGCAUGACAAUUAUUGACAUUGACUGUGCCCAGUCUCUUUUGCCGAGAAUAGGGGUCAGGUUCCUGAGAAAUUUAGACCUCAUGUCAAGCACGGGCAGUUACCCCCUCCCCCCACCCCCACGUCAGGCAGUCAGCUCGCACCUGAUAUGGGGUCUGGAUUUCUCAGGCUAGGGUCAGGUGCCCCAAAUUCAUAUUUGUAGUUUAAUGCAACAUAACUAAUAUCAUCUAAAGAUGUGACCUAACAGAACAAAGAAAAAUCAUGAUUAUUAUUAGAUGACAUUGAUAUCGAAGGAACUAGAUUCUGUUCCGAAAUAUCACAAACUCGAACCGACCAGACUGCGUAGCUCAGUUGGCAGAACAUUGAGCUAGUAUUCCAAAGGUCGUUGGUUCGAUUCCCACCGUGGUCAGGCAUAUUUUUCAAGCUUGCCCGGUGUGGAUAUACACUCAGAGUAACAUGACAAAGCAUCAUAUUCACCUGAGUACACAACACCAACACAGAAAAAUUAUUUUCUGUCUUAUUGUUCCACUAUUAUGCGGUUUUAGCACAUGAUUUCCCUGAGAAAAUACCCAGCCUGCGAAGGAUCCUUUUCAGACUUAAUAUGCUGUGCCUGCUUCUUGAUUUUUGAAAUCAUCUCAUUGUCAUACUGACGUCUGGCUUUGGCAUGGAAUGCCUUCUUGAAGUCCUUUUUCGUGUUACAGAAUGCUCCUUUACGCUCCAAAUAGAAUGAUUCAUAAACAUCGUUAUAGAAUUUGUUCAUUCCGGUACGUGGAUUUGGAAUCCAGCCUAAAUUUUUAUUUCUAGCUUCACUUUUUCGGAUGGUUGAAGAUUUGCAUUGCUCAUGGUGAAAUUGAAAGUUGCUGUUCUGGACUUGUAUAUUGGUAAGCGAAAGUUGAAGCACUCAAAAGGUGGAUUGAAACGGGAGAAAGUGGAUAUCGUAACAGCAGACAAUGUUAGGUCGCUGUACUCAAUAGCCGUGAUGAUGCUAGUGACGACGACAUCGAUGAAUACCAUGACAGCGAUGAUGACGAAGAAGAUAUUGUGGAACAGCAAAUUGGGAGUGAUGAUGAUAUUGAAGACGAUGAAGAUAAGGAAGACAAUGAAGAUCCUAACUGUGAAGGGACAGACAUUGAGAAAGAGAACAUUUCCAAUUUUCUGCAGAUCACAAGAUCGGGGAGAGUUUGUAGAACUUGGAUUGGAAGAGCAAAAAUAUGUAUGCGAUUGAUUUAA